This is a messenger RNA of Abrus precatorius (Indian licorice), 4970 nucleotides long. RefSeq names its product ABC transporter A family member 2. The coding region runs from base 191 to 3091 and encodes 966 amino acids. The record is from RefSeq and is a predicted model, not a curated record. Gene Ontology annotation, cellular component: intracellular membrane-bounded organelle; membrane. NCBI's taxonomy places the organism in Eukaryota, Viridiplantae, Streptophyta, Magnoliopsida, Fabales, Fabaceae. The transcript is spliced from 17 exons. Gene Ontology annotation, biological process: lipid transport; transmembrane transport. Gene Ontology annotation, molecular function: lipid carrier activity; ATP binding; ABC-type transporter activity.
UUUCCCUUCUUGGAACUACCAUUUAAGUUAAGAUGUUGCAUCCCUUCCCAUUCCGAUACAAAAGAGAGAAUUUCUCACGUAGCCCCAACUAUAUAUUAAUUAAUAUUCCCAGCAUUCUUCCAAGAUAACAUCAUUCUUCUCCUUCUCACCCCACACUCUCAACUCUAGUGAAAGAGAAAAGAAGAGAGAAAUGGCUACCACCCGCGGGUUCACGCUGGUGGCGCAACAAUACAAAGCACUGUUGAAAAAGAACCUUUUAUUAUCGUGGCGAAACAAGAGAGCUACUCUGCUUCAACUCUUGUCUCCUCUAAUGUUCAUCUUUCUCAUAUUUGCAAUCGACAAGGCAAUUAAGGCUCAAACAUCAACCUCUUCUGCGUAUAAAAAAGUCACAAACCCUCCCAAUCAACCCUCUCCUCCUAUCACUCCUUGCGAAAGCAAGUACUUCAUAAAGCUUCCAUGCUACGACUUCGUUUGGAGCGGUGACCAAAACGCAAAGUUUCACACCAUUGUGGACCGCAUCAUGAACAACAACCCCGGCAGGCCCAUACCUCCCUCUAAGGUGUUGUCGUUUGGGGAUAAAGGUGAAGUGGAUGCGUGGCUUUUGAGUAACCCUAUGCGCGUUGCAGGGGCUCUUCAUUUCGUGGAGAAAAACGACACCGUUAUAAGCUAUGGUAUUCAAACGAAUUCGACUACUCUUCCGAAACGAGGAAAAUAUGAAGAUCCUACUGCUUCGUUCCAACUUCCUCUUCAGCUUGCUGCGGAGCGUGAAAUUGCAAGAUACCUAAUUGGAGACUCGAAUUUCAGUUGGAAUGUGUUUUUGAGGGAAUUCGCACACCCUGCUCGGAUCCCUUUCUCUGCCGUGGGUUCAAUUGGUCCAGCGUUUUUCCUCGCAAUUGCCAUGUUUAAUUUUGUUCUUCAGAUUAGCUCUUUGGUCACAGAGAAAGAGCUUAAACUUCGCCAGGCAAUGACCAUGAUGGGCCUUUAUGAUGCUGCUUACUGGUUAUCCUGGCUUACUUGGGAAACUGUUGUCACGAUUAUAUCGUCCCUCCUCAUAGUUCUCUUUGGAAUGAUGUUCCAGUUUAGUUUUUUCUUGAAAAACAGUUUUGCGAUCCUGUUCCUUUUGUUCUUCCUUUUUGAACUCAAUAUGACUGGCUUAGCCUUCAUGUUAUCUGCUUUCAUUCGGAAAUCAUCUUCGGCAACAACAGUGGGAUUUUCUAUAUUUAUUGUGGGCUUUGUGACUCAGCUUGUUGUACAAGCAGGAUUUCCUUACUCAGAUAGCAUCUCCAAAACUUUCCGAAAUGUUUGGUCAUUAUUCCCACCUAAUCCUUUUGCUCAAGCAUUACAAGUGCUUUCAGAUGCAGUUGCUACUCCUGAAGAUGAUGGUAUUAGCUGGAGUAAACGGGGGGAAUGUGCUGCUAAUGAUGAUAAUUGUGUGAUAACAAUUAAUGAUAUUUAUAUAUGGCUUGUGGUUACGUUCUUUCUCUGGUUUGUUCUGGCCAUCUACUUUGACAACAUAAUCCCAAAUGCAUCAGGGGUGAGGAAAUCGAUAAUAUACUUUCUAAAUCCUAGUUACUGGAUGGGAAAAGGAGGCCAAAAAGUGAAAGAGGGUGGGGUUUGUAGUUGUGUAGGUUCAGCCCCACGCCAUGAGCAAAUUACUCCAGAUGAUGAAGAUGUCCUUGAAGAAGAAAACAAAGUGAAACAGCAACUAACAGAAGGUGUGGUUGACGCAAAUGUUGCUGUUCAGAUACAUGGCCUUGCAAAGACAUAUCCUGGUACACUAAACAUUGGGUGCUGCUGUAAAUGUAAAAGGAGUACUCCUUACAAUGCUGUUAAGGGUUUGUGGGUGAACUUUGCAAAAGAUCAGUUAUUUUGUCUUCUAGGGCCCAAUGGAGCUGGAAAAACUACAGCUAUUAAUUGUCUGACGGGGAUAACUCCAGUAACUAAUGGAGAUGCUUUGAUUUAUGGACAUUCCAUCCGAAGUUCUACUGGCAUGUCAAACAUUCGAAAGCUUAUAGGAGUAUGUCCUCAGUUUGAUAUCCUAUGGGAUGCACUGUCUGGUCAAGAACACCUUCAACUCUUUGCUACUAUUAAAGGCCUGUCCCCAGCUUCCAUAAAAUCAAUUACCCAGACGUCGUUGGCAGAGGUGAGACUCACAGAUGCAGCCAAAGUGAGAGCUGGAAGUUACAGUGGAGGAAUGAAACGUCGUCUGAGUGUUGCAAUUGCCCUUAUUGGUGACCCUAAGUUAGUCAUUUUGGAUGAACCGACUACUGGUAUGGAUCCAAUAACAAGAAGGCAUGUGUGGGACAUAAUAGAAAAUGCAAAAAGAGGGCGUGCCAUUGUUCUUACAACACACUCUAUGGAAGAAGCUGACAUUCUAAGUGACCGCAUUGGAAUCAUGGCGAAGGGAAGGCUUCGCUGCAUUGGUACCUCAAUCAGAUUGAAGUCAAGAUUCGGAACUGGGUUUAUUGCUAAUAUCAGCUUCUAUGGAAACAAUAAUGAACGAAGUCCUGGCAAUGGAGAUGCAAUAUCGACAGAACAUCGUGAGACCGUAAAGAAAUUCUUUAAAAAUCGUUUAGAUGUGGUGCCAAAAGAGGAGAACAAUAACUUCCUAACUUUUGUGAUUCCCCAUGACAGAGAGGCACUUCUGACGAAUUUCUUUUCGGAGCUCCAAGAUAGAGAAGAAGAGCUAGGCAUAUCCGACAUCCAGCUUGGUCUUACAACUCUGGAAGAAGUUUUCUUGAAUAUUGCAAAGCAAGCAGAACUCGAAAAUGCUGCAGCCGAAGGAAGCCUAGUGACCCUGUCCUUAUCAUCUGGAGAAUCCGUGCAGAUUCCUACAGGAGCUAGGUUUGUGGGAAUUCCAGGAACAGAGUCUGCAGAUAACCCCACUGGGUCUAUGGUAGAAGUAUACUGGGAGCAAGAUGAUACUGGUGCCCUAUGUAUUGCCGGCCACUCGCAGAAAGUUCCUGUUCCUCAUAGCAUUCAACUAUCAUCGUCUCCUACUGUAAGACAACGCAGAAAUUUUCGUCGUUCAGGACCAGUUCAUGGGGUUGUGAUUGAUCCAACUCAAGUUAGUUCACUCAAUUUUCAGUGAGUCAUGCCCUAGGUACAUUGGAAAUGGUUGAAGUUGCUUCCUUCUUGACCUUUUCAUCAGAAGUGAUGAUCCCUUGUUCUGAAACAGCAUGAUCUGCAAUAACUGUUGCCUUUUCCAAAUGCUGCUUUGGGGUCUCACAUCCAACUUCUGACAGAAUAGCAUUCUCAACAACAGGGUUAUGAAUCUUUCUCAAGUUACAUUUAACCUUUUCAAGCUCACUUUGUGGGUUUUCUUGCUCUGGAUCUGACAGUUGGUUUGAGAUUUUCCUUAAGUUACGUUUUGGUUUCUCAAAUUCAGGAUUUGUUUGAACUGGGACUGAUUCAAAAUUUGCAAUAGGAAGCUUCCUGUUUGUACGUCUCGACUUGCUAAUUUGAGCUUCUCCAUUUGAAAUGUUGCCCUGCUUUCUCUGAGAUUUAGAGUCUCGAAUUUUCUUGGGUUGGGGAACCGGUUUCCAAAAGUAAGAUGCUGACCAGCGCUCUAACCAGCUAAAGAGUGAAUUUGGAUCUCCACUUAAAUAUUGCAGGUGCAGGGCCGUUAUUGUAGUUGAUGAAGCAAGAAGCUAAAACAACAAACAAACACUUUCACAUACCCAGUUUGAGUAAAACAGAAAUUUGAUAGAAGUGUGUGAUCCAUAUAAUUUAUGCCGCAAUAUAGCCCCUUUAUUUCCAGGUCCAGAUUUAAUUGAAGUAAAUUAUGGCAAGACAAGAUUAGUAUCGCACAUAAAUCCACUUGGAGCAAAUUCAAACAUGUUCUGAUAAUUAUAAGUAAUUAUAAUAUCAUUUAUGAAUUCAUCCAAGCUGUUUUACUGGACUACACUGGUAAUGAACCUGUUACUCUUCUCUGUGUACUCUUAUCAGAAUAAUGUCAAGUAAUUGAACAAAAUUACUGCUCGUGGAAUUAGAAUUGAGAACACGCAAUCUUAAUUACUUUUGACAUAUGAUUAAUUUUACAAUCAUGUCAUCUGAUUUACUUAAUUACCUUUUUUUGCUAUCCAACAAUGUUGCUUGAAUAUUUAAGUAAAUAUAACAGUCACGUCCUUGCUACACUUUUCAAUCUAAAAUUAAAUAAUUAAACUGUCACUGAAGUGAUACUAUAGCAUCUAUGCAUGUGUCUGCAUGCCUAACAACAAAAAGCCUCUUCAUAUAAUAAAAAGCACAACUUCAAAACUAUGAGCCUCAAUCUGGAGUGUUAAAAGUUAAAACAGAACCUUUCAAUCUUCCUCUUAUUUCAAACAAUGGUAGACCAUGUAAACAAAAAUUGUUCUAAACGGCAUUGUUAGGAAGAAAAGGGAAAAGAAUAGGUAGCUAUGGUAAAUAUCAGUUAAUAAGGACAGGCAUAUUCUUUAUGGCUCCAAUAGUUAGUUCUACUAAAAAAAAAACAUUUUAUUCUUUAACUUUUCUUAAUACCAAAAUUCAUCAUUAAAAAAUUACAUUUCAUGUUCUUGAGAAAUAAGCAAUACCUUGCCUUAUCUAAGUAUUUGAAUUCAAAAUCCUCUGCAGUUGAGAGCAAUUAUCAGGGAUGUUGUAUUUUUGUCUCCCUACUACUAGCAGGGUGGUCCCACUGGCCCAUAGAGAGAAAGAAAAAGGGUGCUGUUCUCUCAAUGAAGGGGGUCUAAAUUCUUUUUUCUCAAAUGCAAAAUUAAAGCACAUUCAUCCAAGAAAAACUUAUAGUACUGUUCAUUAUCAAAUGAAUCUAUCCAUAAUAUGUGAAAUGAAAAAAUAAAUAAAUAAUUGUAUCAUAUGCAUGGCACAAUGAAUUACCUUACAGAUGAACCUAUUUGCUGAAAGCCUUGAAAUUUUUGUGGAAAUUCCAACUGGCUCACCAAAUUUGCCAUCCUGAAGCACAAACAAAUGACACAUUCAGAAGGAAAAAUCUUACC